AUCUGAACAUGAAUCAGAAUGAUUGGUUACUUUUGAACCGGAGACGGACAUUCCAUCUAUAAUGGGAGUUUCCUUUCCCAAAACUUUUUCCCUCCUCGAUCAAAUUAUCGAGAUUCAUCGGGUUCUGAAUUGUCCUCCUACUUUCUCUCAUGGUGCUUGAGGAUUGGGAUUUCAAAUAGAUCAAUCUCUCCUAGAUUUUCAACACUCCUCCUUUACCACUGAUUGCCGACUUUUCAGGAGCGCUACUAUUCUAAUAAUAUUUUCCUGUUCAAAUCCAUCAUUAUAGCCAUGUCUAGUAAACAUUUGUCUACUCUCCGGACCCUCUCUGAAGAGUUGGAAACCAAAUUGGAACCCGCCAUUAAAGCCUCAUUUGGAAUCAAAGGACGUCCCAUUAUGAUCACUCAGAACUCUCCCAAGCAAAUCCGAAUAACCAAGGAUGGGAUUGACAUUUGUAACUCAUUCUCGGGUCAUGUGCAUCCGUUGUUGGAUCACAUUCUCCAACACAUCCGUUGCCAUCACCACAUUCUAAAGUACUGCGAUGGUUCCAAAACGAUCGUGCUGAAAGUGGCAUCAUUAAUUCGUGUCUUGGACAAAAACCUUGGCAACAUCUCGUCAUCAACCAAUGACCACAUUCGGUUUUUGGGUUCAGUGAGCCGGGAAUUGGACCGUUUUCGAUCCCUGGCUUUGCCAAAAAUCGUUGAAAGCCUCCGAGUCUCAAUUUUGGAAUCCGCCGACACCUCAUUGUCAAGAUAUCCUCAAAGUAUUCACAAAUCAAUGAUCAAGGAGUUUCUAGACACUCGUUUGAAUCCUACAGUGGCAAGACAUUUGGUGUCAUUGAUUGCGGGACAUUUUGCCAAUCAUCAGAACAUUCAGGAAACAAUCCAACCUAUUUGUUUCGCCGUGGGCAACGCGUCCGUGGAUGAGUCAAUUUACGUGGACGGAUUUCCACUUUUUUCAAAUGGUCCCAAGAAGACCAUUCCAGAUCAAUUCUUCCACACCAUUGGCAUUUGGAUACCACAAGACUUGAUGACAGAAAACGCUACUUUUAACGCAAACGGUGCUCCAAUUGCUCACCACGAUUUUGAUUGGAAACGAAGGCUGAUGGAGCACUUCUUGACAGAGAUCCAACGACAUUUUGGGAUCACUCUUCUUGUUUGUACGUUUUCGUUUCCAGUUUUUGCCAGAUCAAUCUUGGCAGAAUUGCAAAUCACUGUCUUGGAGCAUGUACCUGAGGCCGAGUGCUUAAGUUUAGCCGACAAACUCAGAAUAUGUCCUUGGCGAG
Tigriopus californicus is the source of this 1282-nucleotide messenger RNA. RefSeq lists its product as uncharacterized. NCBI's taxonomy places the organism in Eukaryota, Metazoa, Arthropoda, Copepoda, Harpacticoida, Harpacticidae. The record is from RefSeq and is a predicted model, not a curated record. Gene Ontology annotation, biological process: chaperone-mediated protein complex assembly.